AUGGCUGCUAACAGUCAGAUGCACAACUUAACCACGCUCAUCAAGAGGCUUGAAGCUGCAACUUCGCGCCUCGAAGAUAUCGCUUCUUCGACCGAGCCUCCUGCCGAUGCCACCGUUCUCAACCAGGCGAUACCUUCACCUCCGAACCCCUCCUUAGCCGCUCCUCCUCCUCCAGCCGUCUCCGACUCCAAGGCCACUACUCCCGCUGCCGCGAAGCCCGAAUCUGUCGCCGAGCCGCUGCCAGAAUCUAUCGAGGAAUUCGAUGCUUUCCUAAACACUUCCGUUGAUAAAUAUGUGAAGUUGAGCCACCAGCUAGGAGGAUUGGUUGCUGAGCAGGCUGCGCUCGUCAAAUCUGGUUUUCAAGAGCAGCGCAAGUUUCUGCUGAUUUCCACAAAGGCGAAGAAGCCAAACCUCUCCGGACCUGAUCUGCCGGUAUAUGAGAGCCUCAUCAAACCCAUCAACGAGGCACUGAUGGCUGUUACCGAGCUCAAAGACGCCAACCGUCCUAGCCCUAUGUACACGCAACUCAGCACUGUCUCUGAUGGUAUCAUGGUUCUCGCAUGGGUUACCAUUGACACUCGCCCCUAUAAGCACGUGGACGAGUGCCUUGGCUCGGCUCAAUUCUUUGGGAACAGAGUUCUAAAGGAGCAGAAGGAUAAGGACCCCAAGCAGAUCGAAUGGGUUCAGAGCUUCUAUCAGAUGUUCCGCGAUCUUGCCGAUUAUGUCAAGCAAUACUUCCCAACAGGCAUUCCAUGGAAUUCGAAUGGCCAACCUGCUCAGGAAGUUCUCAAGUCAUUGUCUGCUGGUUCUGCGCCUACUUCCGUUCCCACUGCUCUGGCACCUGCUGCUGGUGGUGCUCCUCCCCCUCCCCCUCCUCCCCCUCCUCCUGGCCCUCCCCCUGUUCUUGAUAUCAAGACAGAUGAUGCUCCUGCGCCUGCAUCAUCUGGUGGAUUCGGAGCUGUCUUCUCAGAGCUCAACAAGGGCGACGCUGUCACCAAGGGUCUGCGUAAAGU
Messenger RNA from Fusarium tjaetaba, 1013 nucleotides. RefSeq names its product adenylate cyclase-associated. Gene Ontology annotation, molecular function: adenylate cyclase binding; actin binding. The record is from RefSeq and is a predicted model, not a curated record. The annotation marks the transcript as partial. Gene Ontology annotation, biological process: regulation of adenylate cyclase activity; cytoskeleton organization. NCBI's taxonomy places the organism in Eukaryota, Fungi, Ascomycota, Sordariomycetes, Hypocreales, Nectriaceae. Gene Ontology annotation, cellular component: cytoplasm. The transcript is spliced from 4 exons.